AUGCUGCAGCUGGGAGAUGAAGUCACCCUGUACUCGGUGGUCUUCGUGGUGGUCCUGCUGGGGUCCCGGAGCCCGGUGUGGACAACCGCCCUCACCGUCUCGCUCUACCUCUUUCUGGCUAUGUUCCGGUUCCCCCAGGUACCGACCAGCCGAGCCCGGCAGGUGCUGCACCCGGACAAGGGCGCGGUGGGCCCCGGGAAGGUGUCUGUGGUCGCUCACCGGGGCGGUGGGCAUGACGCACCGGAGAACACGAUAGUAGCUAUCCGGGAGGCCAGUAAGAACGGGGCGACAGGCGUGGAGUUAGACCUGGAGUUCUCUGCCGACGGUGUCCCAAUACUGAUGCACGAUGAGACUGUGGACCGGACCACCAACGGGUCGGGACCACUCAGCCAGAUGAGACUGUCCGAACUGGGUAAACUGGACGCAGCUGCUAAACAUCGACUCAUGGAGACAUUUGCUGGAGAGAAGAUCCCGACUCUGGAGGAGGCGGUGGAGGAAUGCAUCAAACUGCAGCUCACCAUCUACUUUGACGUCAAAGGUCAUCCAGAUGAGGCAGCUGCAGCCCUUAAAGAAUUGUAUAAAAAGCAUCCAGUCCUCUACAACAGCAGCAUCGUGUGCUCCUUCGAGCCCAAAGUCAUCUACAGGAUGAGGCAGAGCGACCCAGAAGUCGUCACAGCGUUGACCCACCGGCCAUGGAGCCUGAGUCGGUUAGGAGACGGUGCCCCGCGUUUCUCGUCGCUAUGGAAACACCAUUGGAUGACAGUAAUGGACAUGGCGUUGGACUGGGCACACCAUCACGUGCUGUGGAAGUUCUGUGGCAUCUCAGCCUUCCUUAUACAGAAGAACUGUGUCUCACCGGACUAUGCCCAGUACUGGGCCCAGAGGGGGGUGGAAGUGGUAGCAUGGACAGUCAACACAAAAGCGGAGAAAGAUUACUACCAGGAGCUGCUGCAAGUCAACUACAUCACAGACAGCCUGGUGGAAGACUGUGAACCCCAUUACUGAGAAACGCAUGAACCCAAACACAGGAAGUGUUCACACACGUACUCAUUAAAGUGAUCAGAUCCAUAUGAAAGCACCAUUUCAAUGUCUGCUCGUGACCCACAAUGUGGCAUCAGGUAAGAGAACAUGUGCCACUCUUUUAUUCCCAUGCACACUGUCACAUUGUGAAGCCAUCAAACUGACCAGACUGGAUGCUAGACUUCAUAACAAGAGGCAGGACAUGCAUUUAUAGACAUUUUGGAAAUGCGUGUCUAUAAUACGUGCUGUAUUCACCAACUCAGGACUCUAAUUUUUUAGAGUCUUUCAAGACCUACAGUACAGUUUCAUACGCUGUCGGUGCUUUUACUCAGUAGAUGUCAUUAGUCCGAUGUAAUCUACCCAGCAAUGAUUUCUAUCUCUCAUGCAAAAAAGGAUUCUAGAACUUAUAUAAAUAAACAUUUUAUAUCUUUGACAAAAGUGCAUAUGGAACUGAAAUGUAGAAUAAAAUAAUACUUGGCAUACA
Molecule: messenger RNA, 1504 nt
Organism: Cottoperca gobio
Lineage: Eukaryota; Metazoa; Chordata; Actinopteri; Perciformes; Bovichtidae
Gene: gde1
Product: glycerophosphodiester phosphodiesterase 1
Exons: 6
Coding region: 1-1005 (334 amino acids)
Biological process (GO): ethanolamine metabolic process; phospholipid metabolic process; N-acylethanolamine metabolic process
Cellular component (GO): plasma membrane
Molecular function (GO): glycerophosphodiester phosphodiesterase activity
Source: RefSeq, a predicted model, not a curated record